Cuscuta europaea is the source of this 457-nucleotide messenger RNA. The record is from the annotation of a GenBank genome assembly. Lineage: Eukaryota; Viridiplantae; Streptophyta; Magnoliopsida; Solanales; Convolvulaceae.
UGAGCUUUGCAACCAUUCACACCGGGAUUCAUUAACCAUGACUGUGAAUACAUAGAAGCGAUCAAAGCAGUCAAUCUUUGGGCAUUUUUCAGGUAUUUGAGGUAUUUAUUUUCUGCUAUGCUACUUUCAUAUGCAGUCCACAGACCUCACAAUGUCUGGGAAUCAUGCUCGGAGGUGAUGAUCGAAGAUUACAUGUACCACCUUUCGACAUGUUCAAACCAUGCAAACAGAGAGCAUAAUAUAGAGAACUCCAAGAAUAAACGUCGCUCAGAUGUUGAAAAAAUAUUACCAAGGAACGGAAAAAGUCUUGCAAAUUUUGAAGGUAUGCCGAAACCGGAUACAACAUAUGUGAGUUAUGAUGAAAAUGCACUUAUGAAUGAAGAGAUGGAAUACGAUAGAGAAGACUUAGCACGACAGCUAUCGCAUCUCAUUGACCAAUUAAGAGAUGAUCAAAAAC